Molecule: messenger RNA, 2049 nt
Organism: Orcinus orca (killer whale)
Lineage: Eukaryota; Metazoa; Chordata; Mammalia; Artiodactyla; Delphinidae
Gene: GATM
Product: glycine amidinotransferase
Exons: 9
Coding region: 128-1378 (416 amino acids)
Biological process (GO): creatine biosynthetic process
Cellular component (GO): mitochondrion
Molecular function (GO): amidinotransferase activity
Source: RefSeq, a predicted model, not a curated record
GGGCAGGGCGAGGCUACAAAAGGCCGAGCACCAGGACACCCUGCUGCGGGCGCGCUCUCGGGGCACUCGGAAGGAGGUGGCCGAGCGCUGGGCACAGUCGGCUUGUGGACCAGGCGGGCACGAGACGAUGCUGCGGGUGCGGUGUCUGCGCGGCGGGAGCCGCGGCGCCGAAGCGGUGCACUACAUCGGGUCUCGGCUUGGAAGAACUGUAACGGGAUGGGUGCAGCGAACUUUCCAGAGCACCCAGGCAGCUACGGCUUCCUCCCGGAACUCCUGUGCAGCUGACGACAAGGCCACUGAUCCUCUGCCCAAGGACUGCCCUGUCUCCUCUUACAACGAAUGGGACCCCUUAGAGGAAGUGAUAGUGGGCAGAGCAGAAAAUGCCUGUGUUCCACCAUUCACUGUGGAGGUGAAGGCCAACACAUAUGAAAAGUACUGGACUUUUUACCAAAAGUAUGGGGGCCAUCAUUUUCCCAAAGAUCAUUUGAAAAAGGCUGUUGCCGAAAUUGAAGAAAUGUGCAAUAUUUUAAAAAUGGAAGGAGUGACAGUGAGGAGGCCUGACACCAUUGACUGGUCCUUGAAGUAUAAAACUCCUGAUUUUGAGUCUACGGGUUUAUAUGCUGCGAUGCCUCGAGACAUCCUGAUAGUUGUGGGAAAUGAGAUUAUCGAGGCUCCCAUGGCCUGGCGCGCUCGCUUCUUUGAGUACCGCGCGUACAGAGCAAUUAUCAAAGACUACUUCCGCCGCGGGGCCAAGUGGACAACAGCUCCUAAGCCCACAAUGGCUGAUGAGCUUUAUGACCAGGAUUACCCCAUCCAUUCUGUAGAAGACAGACACAAAUUGGCUGCUCAGGGAAAAUUUGUGACGACUGAGUUCGAGCCGUGCUUUGAUGCUGCUGACUUCAUUCGAGCUGGAAGAGACAUCUUUGCACAGAGAAGCCAGGUGACAAACUACAUGGGCAUUGAAUGGAUGCGUAAGCAUCUCGCUCCAGACUACAGAGUGCAUAUCAUCUCCUUUAAAGACCCCAAUCCGAUGCACAUUGAUGCCACCUUCAAUAUCAUUGGGCCCGGUCUCGUGCUUUCCAAUCCUGACCGACCAUGUCACCAGAUUGAUCUUUUCAAGAAAGCAGGAUGGACCAUAGUUACUCCUCCAAUACCAGUCAUCCCAGAUGAUCACCCACUCUGGAUGUCGUCCAAAUGGCUUUCCAUGAAUGUCUUAAUGCUAGAUGAAAAGCGUGUUAUGGUGGAUGCCAACGAAGUCCCGAUUCAAAAGAUGUUUGAAAAGCUGGAAGUACCAAGUUGUUAUUUCGUAGAUGGACAAUAUACUUCUUUUCAACAAUCACAACCUCAAAAGGUUGGAGAUGCAUCCCAGGCUCCUUAGACACCCCCUGAGCAAUAAGUUUAUCAGUCUUCCAUGACUUAUCUAACUUCCUGGUGCCCAAGUGUGGAGAGCUACCCCUUUGCAGAUAAGCAUAUAGAUGAUUUGGCCCUUCGCCAAAUAAGAAAUUGUUGGGGUCCUUUAAAAGUAAUUUGUCAUUACAUAUUUUAAAGGACGUAUAAGGAUACAGAUAUAGAAGUGACUUAUCUGUGUGAUAAGCACUGUGAACAAAAUAAUGAAAUACAAUAGAGGAUGUCAGUAAAUCAUUUCAGCUUUGAACUAAAAAGCAGAACUGGUUAUUACUUGGGUGGGAAUUUGCUUAUCGUGGUAUUCAAAAUUUAGACCAGUUAUUCUAUACUGAGAAAAGCAUUUAAAGAAUUUUCAUAUGGCUGUUAUUAGGGUGCAGAAGUGUGUGUUUAUCACUAUCAUUCUACGUGAUGUAUCCUAAGUGUCAAAUAAAGCCAGGCAGUACACUUGUUGAAAUCAAGUCAUGUUUUGAUUUAUGUCUUAUAUUUCAGGUGUACUACUCAGAAGAUAUUGUUUGCCCCUUUGAAACAUACCUCUUUAAUGAAGUAUCAGUUUAGAAAGAUUAGCCCAUUAGUUUUAGAUUGAGCCCAGUCUAAUGAUUUCACCUGUAAUGCUAUCCCACUUCUUUUUUCGUGGCUUUUGUUAAA